Lemur catta (Ring-tailed lemur) is the source of this 2126-nucleotide messenger RNA. RefSeq names its product cell division cycle 16 (gene CDC16). Gene Ontology annotation, molecular function: protein binding. Gene Ontology annotation, biological process: cell division. The transcript is spliced from 18 exons. Bases 55 to 1917 code for a protein of 620 amino acids. Lineage: Eukaryota; Metazoa; Chordata; Mammalia; Primates; Lemuridae. The record is from RefSeq and is a predicted model, not a curated record.
GCGAGUGCGGCUGCGGGAGACGGGAGGCUGCCCCCGCCCCGGGCCCGCGCGGCCAUGAACCUGGAGCAGCUGCGGAAGCGAGUCCGGCAGUACCUCGACCAGCAACAGUAUCAAAGUGCUCUAUUUUGGGCAGAUAAAGUAGCUUCACUCUCUCAUGAGGAGCCCCAGGAUGUGUAUUGGUUGGCUCAGUGCCUCUACCUGACAGCUCAGUACCACAGGGCAGCCCAUGCACUGCGGUCCCGGAAGCUGGACAAAUUAUAUGAAGCAUGUCGUUACCUUGCAGCUAGAUGCCAUUAUGCUGCGAAGGAGCACCAGCAGGCCCUUGACAUUCUCGACAUGGAGGAGCCCAUCAACAAAAGACUAUUUGAAAAGCACAUAAAGGAUGAAAGUGGCUUGAAAGACUCCUCCAGUGACUGGGAAAUGUCAGAGUCCUCAAUAAAGAGUUCUAUUUGUCUUCUACGGGGGAAAAUCUAUGAUGCGCUAGAUAAUCGAACUCUAGCUACCUACAGCUACAAAGAAGCUUUGAAGCUCGAUGUCUACUGUUUUGAAGCAUUUGAUCUUUUAACAUCACACCACAUGUUGACAGCACAAGAAGAAAAAGAACUUCUCGAAUCGCUACCUCUUAGCAAGCUCUGUGCCGAAGAACAGGAAUUGCUACGUUUUCUGUUUGAGAACAAAUUAAAAAAGUAUAAUAAGCCUAGCGAAACUGUCGUCCCUGAGUCAGUAGAUGGCUUGCAAGAGAAUCUGGAUGUGGUAGUGUCUUUAGCUGAGAGACAUUAUUAUAACUGUGAUUUUAAAAUGUGCUACAAGCUUACUUCUGUAGUGAUGGAAAAAGAUCCUUUCCAUGCAAACUGUUUGCCUGUGCACAUAGGGACGCUUGUGGAGCUGAAUAAAGCAAAUGAACUUUUCUAUCUUUCUCACAAACUGGUGGAUUUAUAUCCUAGUAAUCCUGUGUCUUGGUUUGCGGUGGGAUGUUACUAUCUCAUGGUUGGUCAUAAGAAUGAACAUGCUAGAAGAUAUCUCAGCAAAGCCACGACGCUGGAGAAGACCUACGGGCCCGCGUGGAUCGCCUAUGGGCAUUCGUUUGCGGUGGAGAGCGAGCACGACCAAGCCAUGGCCGCCUACUUCACCGCAGCGCAGCUCAUGAAAGGGUGUCAUUUGCCAAUGCUGUAUAUCGGAUUAGAAUAUGGUUUGACCAAUAACUCAAAACUUGCUGAAAGAUUCUUCGGCCAAGCUCUGAGCAUUGCACCGGAAGACCCUUUUGUGAUGCAUGAGGUGGGCGUGGUUGCCUUUCAGAAUGGAGAAUGGAAAACAGCAGAAAAAUGGUUUCUCGAUGCUUUGGAAAAAAUUAAAGCAAUUGGGAAUGAGGUGACAGUUGACAAAUGGGAACCUUUGUUGAACAACUUGGGGCAUGUCUGCAGAAAACUUAAAAAGUACGAUGAGGCCCUGGACUACCACCGCCAGGCCUUGGUGCUGAUUCCUCAGAACGCGUCCACCUACUCCGCCAUAGGCUACAUCCACAGCCUGAUGGGCAGCUUUGAGAACGCCGUGGACUAUUUCCACACAGCCCUUGGUCUUAGGCGAGAUGAUACAUUUUCUGUUACAAUGCUUGGUCAUUGCAUCGAAAUGUACAUUGGUGAUUCUGAAGCUUAUAUUGGAGCAGACAUUAAAGACAAAUUAAAAUGUUAUGACUUUGAUGUGCAUACAAUGAAGACACUAAAAAACAUUAUUUCACCUCCCUGGGAUUUCAGGGAAUUUGAAGUAGAAAAACAGACUGCAGAAGAAACGGGGCUUACACCAUUGGAAACCUCAAGGAAAACUCCAGAUUCCAGACCUUCCUUGGAAGAAACCUUUGAAAUCGAAAUGAACGAAAGUGACAUGAUGUUAGAGACAUCCAUGUCAGACCAUAGCACAUGACUCCAGACAGUGGUCCUGCCAUUUGUCCCCUGUAGUCAGUGUUCCCUCACCCCCUUGCCAGGCCUAGGGAUCCCCUUCCUAACAGGAACCCAAAUUACAUCCCUGCGUGUAGGAACAGAGACCUGUCACACGCCUUUGCAACAGACAUGUUCUCAUCCUCUGAACCCACAAAAUAAUUGUAUGUAGUGGAAUAAAGAAGGUAAACCAUC